This is a messenger RNA of Pundamilia nyererei, 6293 nucleotides long. RefSeq names its product diaphanous related formin 1 (gene diaph1). Bases 684 to 4232 code for a protein of 1182 amino acids. The transcript has 28 exons. The record is from RefSeq and is a predicted model, not a curated record. Gene Ontology annotation, biological process: actin filament polymerization; actin cytoskeleton organization. NCBI's taxonomy places the organism in Eukaryota, Metazoa, Chordata, Actinopteri, Cichliformes, Cichlidae. Gene Ontology annotation, cellular component: actin filament. Gene Ontology annotation, molecular function: small GTPase binding; actin binding.
CAGAGCGGACUGUCAGAAGAACAGGAAGACGCCUUUAUUGCUAAAGACGUACUUGCUUCCCCUCUGUCAACCAGGGGUUAAAAAGUUACUAACUUCUAACAGCCAUGGAAACAAAUUGAGGACACACCGUCGACCUAGGUCAUUGAUAACACCAAUUUAGCGCUCGCGCUGUGGUCGUCGAAACAACUCGUGGAUAGCGGAAAGAGUUUUUUUGUUUUGUGUUUUCCUUUACCUAACUGUUACAAGCUAGCCUAGCUGAAGCUAAGGUUAGCUCAGAUAGUACCGCAUACAUUCAGGACCUAAAAUCCACGUUUCUAAAAACUUGGACUUGUGUUGCAUGUGGGAAAUAAUAGAGUGGCGUCCUCACUUUGUAUUUUAUUAACGCAACAGGUUGUUUUCGUACUUUUCGUCUCGAGGAGUUGUGUUGGGCUGUGCUUUGAAUUUCCCUCCUCCAGUGAUACCGAGAGGCGGCUUAAACAGGGGCUCGUUUUGUCUGUUGGCUUUCUACCAAAUUAUUAGCAGCACUGCGCUAAUUGUAGCUAGUUAGCCUGGGCACUAGCCUAGGCCCCUGGGAAUUAGGAGUUGGCAUUUUCCAUUGACGUUUAAAAUCUAAAAAAAAGGAUUACUGUUCCACUUGUUUAUUUUGACAUCCAAUUCAAGGAAACGGAUUAAAAGCUAGAAAUAUGGAUCACCAGACGGGGAGUUCUGCCUCAGCUGCUGGUCCCAAGAAGGACAAGAAAUCAAAGAAGAGCUACGAUGAUGGAGAUGGAAAAAAGAAAUUUACACUCAAACGGCUGAUUCCCGAUGAGUUGGAGCGUUUCACCAGCAUGAGGAAAAAGGAGAAGGAGAAGCCUGGACCACCGCCAGGUCACCGACACUCUUCAGCUGCCAGCUAUGAGAUCAGUGCUCAGAGUGGCAUGAUGAAUGAUCAUUCUGAUGAAUAUGUCCUGGAACUGUUUGAACAGAUGCUGGUGGAUAUGAACCUCAAUGAGGAAAAGCAGCAGCCUCUGAGACAGAAAGACAUUUUGAUCAAACGAGAGAUGGUCUCCCAGUACCUCCACACAUCUAAAGCUGGUCAGAGCCAGAAGGAGAGUUCCAAGUCGGCCAUGAUGUACAUCCAGGAGUUAAAGGCAGACUAUCGAGAUUCACAGCUGCUGAGCUGUCUUGAAUCUCUAAGAGUUUCACUCAAUAACAACCCUGUUAGUUGGGUACAGAACUUUGGAGAUGAAGGGUUGGCUCUGCUUCUGAAUCUGCUGAGAAAACUCCAGGAAGAGGAAUGCACGCCAAUUGGAACGAAAUGCCAACAUGAGAUAAUUCGUUGUCUUAAAGCCUUUAUGAACAACAAGCAUGGUCUGAAAUCCAUGUUGGAGUCACCUGAGGGAAUUCCUCUGCUAACCAGAGCCAUCAACCCAAAAGUGCCUCAUAUGAUGGUGGACGCUGUCAAGCUUCUUUCUGCCAUCUCCAUUUUGGAGCGUCCUGAAAACCUUCACGAGCGUGUUUUAGAGGCCAUUACAGAGGAGGCAGAGAAACAGGACACUGAAAGGUUUCAGCCACUUCUUACUGGAAUGAGGAGCUCCAGCAUUGCACUUAAGAGUGGCUGCAUGCAGUUAAUAAACGCCUUGAUCAGCCGUGCAGAAGAACUGGACUUCAGAAUCCAUAUUCGCUCUGAACUGCUAAGACUGGGUCUUAGAGAUCAGCUGAAGGAGGUGCGAAAGAUAGAAAAUGAAGAGCUGAAGGUGCAACUCACAGUGUUUGAUGAGCAGGCUGAAGAUGAUUCUGAGGACCUCAAAGCACGUCUGGAUGACAUCCGAAUGGAAAUGGAUGAUGUGAGGGACAUAUUUGAAAUCUUGGUCAACACUGUGAAGGACUCAAAGGCCGAGGGCCACUUCCUGUCCCUGAUGCAGCAUCUACUACUGAUCCGUAAUGAUUACUUGGCCAGUCUUGACAAUAUGGUGGACAAGACCAAGGUGGAAACCAGCGAAGCAAAAGCCUCUGAACUGGAAAAGAAGCUGGAUGCAGAAUUGACAGCACGCCACGAGUUGCAGGUGGAGCUGAAGAAAUUGGAGAGCGACUAUGAACAGAAGUUGCAGGACCUGAGCCAAGAGAAGGAACAGCUUGCCACAUCUAAGCAGGAGCGAGAAAAGGAAAACCAGGGACUACAGGAACAGCUAGGCAACUUGAAAACACAGAUUGAAAAGCUGUCUAAGGAUUUGGAAGAGGCAAAAACUAAGGUGAUCACUGUUACCGUUCCUGUGCCAACACCUGUAUUUCCCCCUCCGCCACCUCCUCCUCCACUCCCAGGCCAAAAUGUAGGUAUACCUCCACCUCCACCACCUCUACCAGGCCAUGCAAACGUACCUGUUCCCCAAGCCCCGCAGGGUCCUCCUUUACCGGGUCAUGCUGGUAUUCCUCCACCUCCACCUCCUUUACCUGGCAUGCCAGGACCCCCACCACCUCCACCCCUCCCUGGCAUGCCAGGACCCCCACCACCUCCACCCCUCCCUGGCAUGCCAGGACCACCACCACCUCCACCGCUCCCUGGCAUGGCAGGACCACCACCACCACCACCACCUGGAGGUCCUGGUAUUCCUCCUCCACCCCCAGGUCCAGGGAUGCCUCCACCUCCACCAUUUGCCAUGGGGGGCUGGGGUGCCCCUGCACCACCAGCACUGCCAUUUGGGCUCAAGCCUAAGAAGGAGUACAAGCCUGAGGUUCAGUUGAAGAGAGCCAACUGGAGUAAGAUCGGACCUGAGGACCUCUCAGAAAAUAGCUUCUGGAUCAAGGCGAAAGAAGACCAAUUUGAAAAUAACGAACUCUUUGCCAAACUUACCUUAACGUUUUCUUCGCAGACAAAAACCACCAAAGCUAAAAAGGAGCAGGAUGGUGGGGAUGAAAAGAAACAGGUGCAGAAGAAGAAGGUGAAAGAGCUGAAGAUUCUUGACUCAAAGUCUUCACAGAAUCUCUCUAUUUUUCUGGGAUCGUUCCGUAUCCCUUAUGAGGAGAUCAAGAAUGCCAUCCUGCAGGUUAAUGAGAAGGUCCUCACAGAGUCCAUGGUUCAGAACCUGAUCAAGCAACUGCCAGGACCAGACCAGCUGGGUGUCCUGGCAGAUAUGAAGGAUGAAUACGAUGACUUGGCUGAGUCUGAACAGUUUGGAGUAGUGAUGUCCAGUGUGAAGCGGUUGAUGCCACGGCUUCAGGCCAUCUUGUUCAAGCUGCAGUUUGAGGAACAGCUGAACAACAUCAAGCCGGAUGUGGUGUCUGUGACAGCAGCUUGUGAAGAGCUUAGGAAAAGUGAUACAUUCGCCAGGUUGCUGCAGAUCAUCCUCCUUGUUGGGAAUUAUAUGAAUUCUGGCUCUCGCAAUGGAGCAGCAUUCGGCUUCUCCAUAUCAUACCUGUGCAAGCUUCGUGACACAAAAUCAGCUGAUCUGAAACAGACACUGCUCCAUUUCCUUGCUGACGUGUGCCAGGAGCAGUAUCCUGAUGUCAUGAGCUUUGCAGAUGAGCUCAUUCAUGUCGAAAAGGCCAGCAGAGUUUCUGCAGAGACAGUUCAGAAGAACCUAGAAAUGAUGGGCCGUCAGAUCAAGAGCCUGCAGAAAGAUUUGGAAACCUUUCCUCCUCCACAAAAUGAUAAGGACCUGUUCGUGGAGAAGAUGUCGAGCUUUGUGAGCCAUGCCCAAGAACAGUAUGAGAAACUAGAUCUGAUGCACAAGAAUAUGGAAAAGCAAUACAGUGAUCUGGGAGACUAUUUUGUCUUUGACCCGAAAAAGAUCUCUGUCGAGGAAUUAUUUGGGGAUCUCAACAACUUCAAAAACAUGUUCCAGCAAGCAGUGAAGGAGAAUCAGAAAAGAAAGGAGGCUGAAGAGAAGAUCAAGAGGGCCAAGCUGGCGAGAGAGAAAGCAGAAAAGGAAAAAGAGGAGAAACUCAAGAAGAACCAGCUCCCAGACAUCAACGCAGAGGAUGAUGAAACUGGUAUCAUGGAUGGCCUGUUGGAGGCGCUGCAGUCCGGUGCUGCUUUCAGGAGAAAGAGAGGACCACGUCAAGCAGCCAACCACCGACGAGCUGGAAAUGUGGUGACCAACAUUCUGGCCAAAGAGCUGAUGCAGGAAGAUAAGCCUUCAUUGGGUAAACCUUCUGCAAAAAAGUUAAAGUCAGAUGAUAAAGUGGAGCCAAAACUAGAAGAAGCAGAGUCAUUAGAGGACUUGCUUGAGUCUGCGACUUCUCGGUCUAAUUAGGUACCCAGGUAGAAGUUUGUUUUUCUUUUUUUCUUUGUUUAGUUUUGAUUUUUUUUUUUUAACCUAUACAGCCAGUCUAUCUAAAGUCAGAUUUAUCUUUCUUAGGCAUUCCAGGGGCCAAUAAUCAUCUGCUAUUAGUUUACUGAAUAAUGGCCUGCUUUCUUUUCCAUAAAUGUCUUAAAAGGACAGUCUUUUAAAAUAACAUUGUUUUUUGAGACGACAGAGAGAUGCAGAACUUAAGGGCGGGGCUCUCACCUCAGUUUCAACCUCUGCAUGGUCUUCACCAGCCUUGAGAACUCUGACACUGUCAUAAAGAUUGAAUUGCUUUUUCCAUCACAUGCACAUAAGGUGUUCAUGUUGUUUUGUUUUGUUUUGUUUUUGUUUUUUUUCUGUUUCUCUUUAUUUCUACAUCACUCGGUUCACCUGUCACUCAAAGGACAUCUUUAGCCAUUCCAAAGACUUACUCAGGAGGAUCCACUUUGUUUCUUUUAUCUUUCUUCCCCUUCUUUUUUUGGUUAUUCCCAGAUUUAGACUGAGAAUGUGUAGAUUUUGGCACAUCCUGCAUCAUCUUGUCAGGAUGUUCCAGCCAAGACCACUUUGCUGUUUGUUUUUUGUUGAUGUUUUCUGUUUUUAAAGAGAUGAAACAAUUUUCUUUGUAAUUAUUUGUUAUUCCGUAUGUUACUGCUUGUAAUCAUUUUACUGUAUUAUUCAAAGUGCCAACUGAUAGAAAUCCAGUCUUAUCAUUUCACUUCUGGGUUUAAUACGGUCACAGUUUGCACUGGUCCUGCCUGACACCUCAUCAACAGCAGUUAUCACCUGGGUUUAUAUUUCAGCAUGUUCUUUAGCGAGAAAGGGCAUAGCGCACAGGUGUCCGUGUGCUUAAAGGGAGGGAUUAAUUAUAUAAACUUGUCUGUUACCAUAUGUGCCCAUAUCAUUUAUAUGAAACAUGAACAUGAUUAUUCACACAAAAUCUAAGGCAAGAUAGUCGACAGCAAAAAUGUUCUUCCACAGAGUCCAACCAAAACAAAUAUUGCUUUUUCAGAGGGUGUUUCCAUGCACACCCAGCCUGAGCAGUUCACAUGCCUGUGUGUUUGUAUAUGAAAAAGUCUGUGUGAAGUAGCUGCCUAUAUUUAGUCAGUUUCCUACAUGUGUGUUUGUGCUUGUAAGUUUGUAUGUACUGCCAUCUGUAAUUACUGUAUGGUACCGACCAUGCUGUCAUAAAUGUUAGGUUUCAUGAACAGCGUUUCGGUCUUUCUGCUGAAGAUAAAGCAUACUGGAAAACUGCCCAAAAACUGCUGAGAUAUACGUGUGCGUGCAUGCGUGCACGCUUGUUUCCCUCCCACUGAACUGCAGCAGUAGUUUUUGAAUGUCUGGCUGCGUUUCUAUUUGUUUUCAGCCAUCAGCAUACAUGUUGCCAUGAUGUUGUGGUGUACUAUUUGACAGGAAUCUGGUGAGAUGAUGUAAGCUGCUCCAUGCAAUAUUUAUUACUAUGCAAGCACAUUAUUGUAGCGCGCUCCCCAGACGUGAUACCUAGUCAGUCUCAGGAUGUACAAACCGCUGGCACACCUCGCACACUCUUGAAUAAACCUGCUGGUUCAAGGUCAGUGCUUCAUGGCAGUGAUGACUGAGAAAAAUCCUUUUAGCUCCAAAACUUCAUGACAUCACCAGUAUCGUUAUUCCAUCUUCCUAUAAGAAUGUGCCGUCUUUGGACAAAAUGAUAAUUAAACACAAAAGGAAAUAAGAUGACGCACUGGAGCGCUUCCAGUGAUGGUGCAUCAUUUUUUUUUAUCAAAUAACACUGAGAAUAACAAAUAUUUUGUUGCGCCUCAUCUCAAGCACAAAUAUGUCGUAGCUGUAUUUAAAUGGUUGACACGGUUGCUGUUUUAAUGUCCGCAAUAUUUUGCCUAUGACUUCAAGUGCACACCUGUAGAUUGAUUGUGUGUAAUGCACCCUGAAAAACAAAUGUUUUUGAAGUGAGGAGCAAGGGAAAACUAGAGGAGGUAAACGAUGUCACUGGAAUAUUUUUGCAAAUUUGAGUUUUUCCUUUUCUCAACAAGUCCU